Messenger RNA from Nematolebias whitei (Rio pearlfish), 5645 nucleotides. RefSeq names its product sodium leak channel, non-selective (gene nalcn). NCBI's taxonomy places the organism in Eukaryota, Metazoa, Chordata, Actinopteri, Cyprinodontiformes, Rivulidae. The record is from RefSeq and is a predicted model, not a curated record. Gene Ontology annotation, cellular component: membrane. The transcript has 52 exons. Gene Ontology annotation, molecular function: protein heterodimerization activity; monoatomic cation channel activity. Bases 16 to 5640 code for a protein of 1874 amino acids. Gene Ontology annotation, biological process: monoatomic ion transport; transmembrane transport.
CAGAGGAAACAGCUGAUGUCAAGGACAAGAGUAGACACGGCAGCUAAGGGAAACCCUCUCCACCUGGACGUCCGAGCUUCUGGGACAUUAUCCUUUUUUGCGUCUCUCAUCUCUCUCUCUGUCUGGUUGGUCUCUCCACCCCUUUGUGACCUGGGGAUGAACGCACCAAUGAGGAGCCUCACAAUUCACUCUCUGUAUAGCACGGCAAGCCCCAGCAUGCUGAAGAGGAAACAAAGCUCAAGGGUGGAGGCCCAGCCCAUGACCGAUUUUGGGCCAGAUGAGACCCUUGCAGACAGUGCUGACAUCUUCUGGAUCAACAAGCCAUGGGUCCAUUCUUUGCUUCGAGCCUGCGCCAUCAUCAGUGUCAUCUCUGUCUGUAUGAACACCCCAAAGACCUUUGAGCAUUACCCUCCACUGCAGUAUGUAACAUUCAUGCUGGACACGCUUCUCAUGUUCCUACAGCUCCAAAUCCCAGAUGUGUUGAAAAGGAGGUGCCAUGGAUGCAUUCUCGUCUACCUGGCGGCGGCGCUCAAGUGCCUGACUGCCGAGAUCCUGGAGCUGACGGAAAACGCAACUUGUGACAGCGGGAUGACCAGGAUCGUCCCUCGACACCUGCAGUUCCAUCCUCGGGAACGAGGGACUUGGCAGGCUGCUGGGAGAAGUGACCAUUGCUCAGGUGACAACUCUUACGUGAAAGAUCGCUGGUGUAUGUUUGAUGGAUUCAUGGUGUUUUUCAUCUGGGUCUCCCUGGUGCUUCAGGUGUUUGAAAUAGGAAGACUUGUGGAUCAGAUGUCUCCAUGGGGAAUGCUGAGAAUUCCACGAGCACUGAUAAUGAUCCGGGCCUUCAGAAUCUAUUUCCGUUUUGAGCUUCCCCGUUCCCGCAUCACAAACAUUCUUAAGCGUUCAGGGGAACAAAUCUGGAGUGUCUCUAUUUUCUUGCUGUUUUUUCUUCUGCUUUAUGGAAUUCUGGGCGUUCAGAUGUUUGGGACUUUCAACCAUCACUGUGUUACAAAUGAUACACAAGCAGGAAAUGUGACCUGGAACAGCUUGGCUAUCCCUGACACACAUUGCUCAAAAGAUGGAGAAGGCUACCAAUGUCCUCAUGGCUUCAAAUGUGUGGAUCUUCAAGAUUUUGGACUUAGCCGACAAGAGCUUGGCUACAGUGGAUUCAAUGAACUGGGUACAAGUAUUUUCACGGUGUAUGAGGCUGCAUCACAAGAGGGUUGGGUUUUUCUCAUGUACAGAGCCAUCGACAGUUUCCCCCGAUGGCGCUCCUACUUCUACUUUAUAACUCUCAUUUUCUUCUUGGCAUGGCUUGUCAAGAAUGUUUUCAUCGCUGUCAUCAUUGAGACUUUUGCCGAGAUCAGAGUCCAGUUUCAGCAGAUGUGGGGAUCAAGGAGCAGUACCACUUCAACUGCUACUACACAGAUGUUCCAUGAAGAUGCGGCUGGGGGAUGGCAACUUGUAGCUGUGGACGUCAAUAAACCACAUGGUAGAGCGCCUGCUUGCCUUCAGCAACUGAUGCGGUCCUCUGUGUUCCACAUGUUUAUCUUGAGUAUGGUCGCUGUUGAUGUCAUUGUUGCUGCCAGCAACUAUUAUAAAGGCGAGCAUUAUCGCAGACACUUUGAUGAGUUUUACCUGGCAGAGGUUGCGUUUACUGUCCUGUUUGACUUAGAAGCUCUACUGAAGAUUUUGUGUCUUGGGUUUACUGGCUACAUCAGUUCUUCUUUGCACAAGUUUGAAUCACUUCUGGUGGUGGGGACCACACUGCACAUCUACCCUGACCUUUAUCACUCUCAGUUCACCUACUUCCAGGUGCUACGUGUUGUGCGUUUGAUAAAGAUUUCUCCUGCCUUAGAGGACUUUGUCUAUAAAAUCUUUGGUCCAGGUAAAAAACUGGGCAGCCUGGUGGUGUUCACAGCCAGUCUUCUUAUCGUCAUGUCCGCUAUCAGCUUGCAAAUGUUCUGUUUUGUGGAGGAGCUGGACCGUUUUACCACUUUUCCAAGGGCAUUCAUGUCCAUGUUCCAGAUUCUAACCCAGGAGGGUUGGAUAGAUGUCAUGGACCAGACUCUGGUGGCUGUAGGUCAAGUGUGGGCUCCAGUUGUGGCCAUUUACUUCAUCCUGUACCAUCUGUUUGCUACCCUGAUACUGCUGAGUCUUUUUGUGGCUGUUAUCCUGGACAAUCUGGAGUUAGAUGAGGACUUAAAAAAGCUCAAACAGGUAAGAAAGGCGUGGGCUAACAGUGACAUAAUGAAAAAGCACUAUAUAAGAUUUACCAUUCAUGAUUUGUUCCCUAGUAGAGUGCAGACUUUGUCUCCAUCCAGGCUGAUGAAACAAUGGACAGUUCCAAAUUUCAGGGAAAGUUUUAUGAAGCAGUUUAUUGACCGUCAACAGCAGAGUACCAGCUGUUUCUUCCGACGUCUCCCCUCUGCUUCGUCCUCCUCUUGUGAUCACUCCAAAUGCUCAGCUAUUGAAGACAACAAGUAUAUCGACCAAAAGCUUCGCAGGUCAAUAUUUAGCAAUCGAGCGCGCAACCUCCUAGAAAAAGAGGCUACAGUCAAUGAAAUUCUACGACUGAGAGCGCCGGUUCCCACAUUCGCGCCCAUCACCAGAAGAUGCCAUCUCUUCUUGUCACGAAGCGUCUGUCACACUGGCUGUGUGAGGGCUUGCACUACACAGCGUGAGCAAAGCGGAUCCUUUGAAGGCCAGCCAGCCAAAGAACGCUCCAUUCUCAGUGUGCAGCACCACAUACGGCAAGAGCGCAGAUCUCUUAGACAUGGUUCCACUAGUCAGAGAAUCAGCCGAGGAAAGUCACUGGAGACUCUUACGCAAGAUCAUUCCAGCACAGUACGCUACCGCAACUCUCAGAGAGAGGACAGUGAAAUUAAGAUGAUCCAAGAAAAGAAAGAGCAAGCAGAAAUGAAAAGAAAAGUUCAGGAGGAGGAGCUGAGGGAGAACCAUCCAUAUUUUGAUAAGCCUCUUUUCAUCGUUGGCCGUGAGCAUCGUUUCAGGAACUUCUGCAGGACGAUCGUUCGCGCUCGCUUUAAUGCAUCAAAAACGGACCCAAAAACAGGAGCAGUUAAGAACACAAAGUACCAUCAACUGUACGAUCUCCUAGGCUUAGUCACCUAUCUGGACUGGGUUAUGAUUGUAGUGACCAUCUGCUCCUGCAUCUCUAUGAUGUUUGAAUCACCCUUCACCCGGGUCAUGCACGUCCCCACUCUGCAGAUUGGGGAGUAUGUGUUUGUGAUAUUCAUGAGCAUUGAGCUCAACCUGAAGAUCAUGGCCGAUGGUUUGUUCUUCACUCCCACAGCUGUCAUCAGAGACUUUGGUGGAGUCAUGGACAUCUUCAUAUAUCUUGUGAGUUUGAUUUUUCUGUGCUGGCUGCCCCAUGAUGUCCCCCCUGAGUCUGGAGCACAGCUUCUCAUGAUGCUGCGCUGCCUGCGACCGUUGAGGAUCUUCAAACUUGUUCCCCAAAUGAGGAAGGUGGUGAGGGAGGUUCUGAAAGGAUUCAAGGAAAUUUUCUUAGUUUCCAUUUUGCUCCUCACAUUGAUGCUGGUGUUUGCAAGCUUUGGAGUUCAACUAUUUGCUGGAAAGCUGGCCAAAUGCAACGACCCUCGUAUUCUCAGACGGGAUGAUUGCCAUGGUAUUUUUCGAAUAAACGUUAGCGUUUCCAGAAACCUGAACUUGAGGCUAAAACCUGAGGAGAAGAAACCUGGUUUCUGGGUACCACGAGUUUGGGCCAAUCCCCGAAAUUUUAACUUUGACAAUGUCGGAAAUGCCAUGUUGGCUCUGUUUGAAGUUUUGUCGCUCAAAGGCUGGGUAGAAGUCCGAGAUGUCAUUAUUCACCGCGUUGGACCGAUUCACGGCAUCUAUAUCCAUGUGUUUGUGUUUCUGGGAUGCAUGAUCGGACUCACUCUAUUUGUCGGAGUAGUCAUUGCAAACUUCAAUGAGAACAAAGGUACUGCCCUGUUGACUGUGGACCAACGGAGAUGGGAGGAUCUAAAAAGUCGACUGAAAAUAGCUCAACCGCUCCACUUGCCUCCCCGUCCAGAGAAUGGAGGAUUUCGAGCCAAGAUGUAUGACAUUACUCAGCACCCCUUCUUCAAACGAGGCAUUGCUGUGCUGGUGUUGGCUCAGUCUGUCUUGCUUUCAGUCAAGUGGGACAAAGAUGAUGCUCAGGUGACAUAUCCACUCGCCACCAUGUCUGUAGUGUUCACCUUUAUAUUUGUACUGGAGGUGACGAUGAAGCUGAUAGCCAUGUCACCAGCAGGUUACUGGCAGAGCCGGCGGAAUCGUUAUGACCUGUUGGUCACAUCACUGGGCGUCAUCUGGAUAGUUUUGCACUUUUCCUUACUGAAUGCUUAUACAUACAUGAUGGGCACAUGUGUGAUCGUCUUCAGGUUCUUCACGAUAUGUGGCAAACAUGUGACACUGAAGAUGCUGCUGCUUACUGUAGUAGUAAGCAUGUAUAAGAGCUUCUUUAUUAUUGUGGGGAUGUUUCUUCUCCUCCUCUGCUACGCUUUUGCUGGUGUCGUUCUCUUUGGAACUGUCAAAUACGGAGAGAACAUAAACCGGCAUGCCAACUUCUCCACAGCGGGCAAAGCGAUCACUGUUCUCUUCAGGAUCGUCACCGGGGAAGACUGGAACAAAAUCAUGCAUGACUGCAUGGUCCAGGCUCCAUUCUGUACCCCAGACAAGCAUCGCUACUGGGAGACUGACUGUGGCAACUAUGCAGGAGCACUUAUUUACUUCUGUUCUUUUUAUGUCAUCAUAGCCUACAUUAUGUUGAACCUACUUGUAGCCAUCAUUGUGGAGAACUUCUCUCUGUUCUAUUCCACUGAGGAGGACCAGCUGCUGAGUUAUAAUGACCUGAGGCACUUCCAAAUCAUCUGGAACAUGGUGGAUGACAAACGGGAGGGUGUGAUCCCGACAUCCAGAGUGAAGUUUCUGCUCCGUCUACUCAGAGGCAGGCUGGAAGUGGACCUGGACAAGGACAAGCUGUUGUUUAAACACAUGUGUUAUGAAAUGGAGCGACUUCACAAUGGAGGAGAUGUGACCUUCCAUGAUGUGCUCAGCAUGCUGUCAUAUCGCUCGGUGGAUAUUAGGAAGUCUCUCCAGCUGGAGGAGCUGUUGGCCAGAGAACAGCUGGAGUACACCAUUGAAGAGGAGGUUGCCAAGCAGACCAUUCGCAUGUGGCUCAAGAAAUGCCUCAAACGCAUCCGGGCGAAGCAACAGCAGUCGUGCAGCAUCAUUCACAGCCUUAGAGAGAGCCAGCAGCAGGAGUUGAGCCGCUUCCUCAACCCUCCCAGCAUAGAAACCACAGUGCCAAGUGAAGACCACAAUACUAACAAUGCAGACAACCCGUCUCAGCCUGAGAUGAGUGGUCUCCAGCAGCUUCUGAGCCCCACGUUGUCAGACAGAGGAAGCUACAGGCAGGACUCCACAGACCUGGGGAGACCGCAGAGAAAGCUGGGACAGUGGCGGCUGCCUGCAGGUCGCACAAGUGUGAAAUCUAUUGUGUGUAAGAUGAACCCUGUCAAUGACGAGGCUUCUUCGGGGUCAGAGGUGAAGAAGUGGUGGACACGUCAGCUGACUGUGGAGAGCGACGAGAGUGGAGAUGACCUCAUAGACAUGUAGAGAGG